UUCUUACCAAACAAUAACAAUUUGCUUCGUGAAUUUUCAUAUACAUACGAGUGUGUGCAUUCCGUUUGACUAUUGUUUUUUACAUUUUGAUUUGUUGCAAUUCAUAUAAAGCCGGCAGAAGAAAUUUGACGUGGUCGCAAAUUAAAAAUAUAUACACAUACAUACAUAUAUUGCAUUAGAAAAUAUGGAAGGAAAAGUUACCGUUCUUACACCGACUAAUCGGAGACAAAAUGUUAAAGUUACACCCAACACGACUUUACUACAAAUUUUGGAGGAGGUUUGUCAAAAACAUGAUUUAGAUAGCAGCGAAUACUGUCUAAAGCACCACAACAAAGAAGUGGGCCUUACUCAAAUAUUUCGUUUUAGUGGGCUUCCCAACAACUGCUUAUUGGAAAUGUCGCAGACCGAACGCAGACGCACCGAGUCAAAUGUGAAUAUCUGUGUUCAAUUGGAGGAUGGAUCGCGUGUUCAAGGUCAGUUCAAGCCCAGCAACAAUCUCUGGGAAGUUGUCGAAGAGCUUGGGGCUGAGGCAAUAAAAAGUUAUUCCAGUCCUGUGGCGAUUUACAUGCGUCAAGAAAUUAUUGGCAAAAAUCGCAUGGCGGAGACAACUCUCAAAUCAUUAGGCAUAUUCGAGGGCCGUGCCAUGUUUCGGGUCAUGGACAAGACUGCAGAAGAGCUGAAGUCUCAAGCCAAUGUUUACGUACCAUCGAAAGUAAGGGAAAAGCCAAAAGAGGAACACGAAAGGUCAGUGCCAUCUCAACAAGAUUCAACCCAUAUGGGCGGUGGUGGUGGAUUCGCUAUAACGAAAGAUUUGGUGCAAUCGCUAAAGAAGUCAGAAGUUGCGGAAAAUGCUGAAAAUUCUGCUACGCGUAAUGUAGGUCCGGCAGAGAUCAAUAAGGAGAUCGAGCCAGAAAAGCCCAAAUAUGAUUGGGGUUCGGGUACUGGUUAUUCUAUACAAAAUUCGAGGCAUGCACAAGAUACUGCAAGUAAUGCGGGUAAUUUAUUAGACGAGGAACAACCUGAAAUGGAAAUAGAACCGGAAGUCAAUAUUAUUGGUGAACGAAACGCUGUGCUGUUUUCCUUGGAUGAUACACAAACUCAAGCAGAAGAAUUACCCGAUUCGUUUUUCGAUUUAACCGUCGAGGACCUUAGAUUGGUAUUGCGCGAUUUGAAAAAAGCGUCAAGGGGUGAUGAAGAUGCCCCCCUACUCACGGAGCGAUUGCGUCAAUUGGAAGAUCAAAAAACCAUGUUAAACAAAAUUUCACAAUACAAGAAUUGCGUAAUACGAAUUCAAUUCCCUGACCGACUCGUUUUGCAGGGUAUCUUCAAGCCAAUCGAUAAAAUCUCCGAUGUUAUGGAUUUUGUGCGUCAAUUUUUGCAGGACCCCGAAGCGAAAUUCCAUUUGUUUACCAUACCUCCAAAAUAUAUAUUGCCUUCGGAUGAAACGCUCUUGGAAUUGAAUUUUGUGCCAACUGCCGUUGUACAUUUUGUAUUUGAGGACAAAGAAGAAAAUGCAAAUGUCGCUGAUAAGUUGGUUGAGUCAGCAUAUUUGAAGUUGGAGCUGAAGGAAAAGCUCACAACUGUUGAAGGUGCCUUUUAUGCAGCAAAUAAAAUGCGAUUCACUAAUCCUCGAGUCUCUAAUCGAAGUGCAAAUUUAGAUAGCGAUUUCCCACUGCGUUCGCAAAAUGAAUACAGGACACCAGACACAUCGUUGGGCGCCAUACCGAAACAACGGAAUUUUAACAAUAUGAUUUGAGAAAAGUAAAAACAAUAAAUAAACAAGUGAAAUUUGGUAAUUCGGAUCAGGGAUCAUACUACCCAUUUA
Rhagoletis pomonella (apple maggot) is the source of this 1825-nucleotide messenger RNA. RefSeq names its product tether containing UBX domain for GLUT4. The transcript has 6 exons. Gene Ontology annotation, molecular function: protein binding. The coding region runs from base 185 to 1756 and encodes 523 amino acids. Lineage: Eukaryota; Metazoa; Arthropoda; Insecta; Diptera; Tephritidae. The record is from RefSeq and is a predicted model, not a curated record.